Messenger RNA from Ornithorhynchus anatinus (platypus), 927 nucleotides. It is a transcript of the gene CGA, whose product is annotated as glycoprotein hormones, alpha polypeptide. The record is from RefSeq and is a predicted model, not a curated record. Gene Ontology annotation, molecular function: follicle-stimulating hormone activity. Lineage: Eukaryota; Metazoa; Chordata; Mammalia; Monotremata; Ornithorhynchidae. Gene Ontology annotation, biological process: thyroid hormone generation; positive regulation of steroid biosynthetic process. The coding region runs from base 304 to 690 and encodes 128 amino acids. Gene Ontology annotation, cellular component: follicle-stimulating hormone complex; extracellular region. The transcript has 4 exons.
GGUGAAAACGCAUGCAGCUCAGUUUUAAUUAUGAAUUACAAUCCAUGUUGGUGCUGUGGCUCACUUAGCUGUACAUAUAGGCCAGAGCAUUUUGGGGGAAACUGCCAAACAACAGAUGGUGACAUGUUAUCAGACUCCAGAUCAAACUAUUGGUCCAAAGCAAGGUAGUACGACUAGGGAAUACAGCCCUUCUCUAUGGCUGUGGACUCUCCAUAGGUGCCACAUUUGACUCCUUGAGCAGUUCUGUCACUGCCACAUUUUGGACUACGCUCAACACCAAGCGGCAAGACAGGAUUGCCAACGAUGAGAAGAGCCAUGGAUUACUAUAAAAAAUAUGCUGCAGUCAUUUUGGCCACAUUGUCUGUAUUUCUGCACAUUCUCCAUUCCCUUCCAGAUGGAGAUUUUGUGUCGACUGAGCUUAUGACAGGCUGUCCAGGAUGCAGGCUAAGGGAAAACAAAUUCUUCUCCAAGAUCGGGUUCCCCAUCUAUCAGUGCAUUGGAUGCUGCUUCUCCAGGGCUUACCCGACUCCCGCACGAUCGAAGAAGACAAUGCUGGUUCCAAAGAAUAUCACAUCAGAAGCAACAUGCUGUGUGGCCAAUCACUUUAAAAAGAUUACAGUGAUGGCUGACACAAAGAUAGAGAACCACACUGAAUGCACUUGUGGUACCUGCUAUUAUCAUAAGUCUUAAUCCUGAGGUAUAAGACUGCUGGUUCCCUGAAAGGAAAAACAAGUUCUCCUCCCAGAACUGCUAUGUAAAUCCUUGGUUUUCUUCCCAACGUGCUUUGGUGUGCCACGCAACGUACUGUCAUUUUACUGCUUUUAUCCCCUUCCCCAGCAUUAACCAGCAUCCUAAUUCCUUUCAUUUGGAAUGAUGUAUAUAGCAUGGCGCUGUUCUCCAAGGCCAAGGCCAUAUAAAAUAAAGUGU